Molecule: messenger RNA, 3467 nt
Organism: Mugil cephalus (flathead mullet)
Lineage: Eukaryota; Metazoa; Chordata; Actinopteri; Mugiliformes; Mugilidae
Gene: slc32a1
Product: solute carrier family 32 member 1
Exons: 2
Coding region: 583-2163 (526 amino acids)
Biological process (GO): amino acid transmembrane transport
Cellular component (GO): vacuolar membrane
Molecular function (GO): amino acid transmembrane transporter activity
Source: RefSeq, a predicted model, not a curated record
GUUUUCUCCUGGUGGGGAACUGGGAGGGCUGGAGACGUGCUUUGCAUUGGCAGGCUGAUGAGGACACGUGUCUCCUCCCUGCCUUCCCCCCCGGGCUCCACGGUACCGCAUUGGCAUCAGUAAAGGCACCUGAAAACCGACGGGCAACUGCUGGAAACGUUGUGUGCCACCUUAUACCCCAAAAGAAAGCGAUAUUACAGGCCCCGUGGAAACCUGUGGCUCGCCUUCAGUCGUGCGUAAAGCUUUUGCGCACAGCGCCGAACUGCCUCAGAGACUGAAAAGGUGCGCUACUCGUCGAGCGUCAGAGCGCAGUGCCAAGAUGCAGAAACGGACCGGUGGCGUCUGAAGGUGACAUGAACCCGGGGAUAAUCAAGAGCAGCAGGCGUACACUGAACAAGAAGUGGAGAUAGCAACUGAAAAACCGUCGGUGUCUUGAAACAAAAACUUGCGCUUUUCUCUCGUGGCUUUAUCUAAUGCAGAGAAUCAAGAGCAGCAAUCCAAAGUAGCCUCAUUUUUUACUGACUGGAGGAGAAGAACAUCAAUUAAGCUGCAGACAGUUGAGAGUCGAGAGAGGAUCGAAAAAUGGCGACCUUAAUCAGAAGCAAGCUUUCUAAUAAACUGACAAAUGCAGCCACGACUGUGUCCAACAAAUCCCAGGCAAAGGUGAGCGGGAUGUUCGCUAGGAUGGGGUUCCAGGCCGCCACCGACGAAGAGGCUCUCGGCUUCGCCGCCUGUGAUGACCUGGACUACGACCACCGGCAAGGCAUGCAGAUGGACAUUUUGACAACCGAUGAGAUGGGAGGCGAGGGCAGCGGAGACGGGGACGCGCUGGAGGGGGACAGCCACUACCAGAGGGACGGCACCGGUCCACCGCACUCUGCCUCAAAGGACGGGGGUCCGACGAACGAGUUGACUGAAGUCAGACCAAAAAUCACCGCUUGGGAGGCGGGCUGGAACGUCACGAACGCAAUCCAGGGGAUGUUCGUUCUCGGCCUUCCCUACGCCAUCCUGCACGGAGGAUACCUCGGACUGUUUCUCAUUAUUUUCGCCGCCGUGGUGUGCUGUUACACGGGGAAAAUCCUCAUUUCUUGCCUGUACGAGGAGGAUGAAGACGGGCAGCUCGUCCGUGUGAGGGACUCCUAUGUGGACAUUGCCAACGCCUGCUGCGCGCCCAGAUUCCCAUCUUUGGGUGGCCAUGUCGUGAAUGUAGCCCAAAUCAUAGAGUUAGUGAUGACCUGCAUCCUCUACGUGGUGGUCAGCGGUAAUCUCAUGUACAACAGCUUCCCCAGCAUGCCAAUUUCCCAGAAGUCUUGGGCCAUCAUCGCCACCGCCGCUCUGCUCCCCUGCGCCUUCCUGAAGAACCUGAAAGCCGUCUCCAAGUUCAGCUUGCUGUGUACGAUGGCCCACUUUGUCAUCAACGUCCUGGUGAUUGCGUACUGCCUCUCCAGGGCGAGGGACUGGGCCUGGGACAAGGUCAAGUUUUACAUCGAUGUCAAGAAGUUCCCCAUCUCCAUUGGGAUUAUCGUGUUCAGCUACACCUCGCAGAUCUUCCUGCCGUCUCUGGAGGGGAACAUGCAGAAACCCAGCGAGUUCCACUGCAUGAUGAACUGGACUCACAUCGCUGCCUGUAUCCUCAAGGGCCUGUUCGCCUUGGUGGCCUACUUGACCUGGGCUGACGCGACCAAGGAGGUCAUCACAGACAACCUGCCCUCGACCAUCCGAGCUGUCGUCAACCUCUUCCUCGUGGCCAAAGCUUUGCUGUCGUAUCCGCUGCCGUUUUUCGCUGCUGUCGAGGUAUUAGAAAAGUCGUUUUUCCAGGAUGGGGGACGUGCGUACUUUCCAGAUUGCUACGGAGGCGAUGGACGCCUAAAAUCCUGGGGACUCACUCUCCGAUGUAGCCUUGUUGUGUUCACCUUGCUCAUGGCGAUCUAUGUGCCACACUUCGCCCUCCUCAUGGGCCUCACCGGCAGCCUGACGGGCGCAGGCCUCUGCUUUCUGCUUCCCAGCCUCUUCCACCUCAAGCUUUUAUGGAGAAAGCUGCUAUGGCACCAGGUUUUCUUUGACGUCGCCAUCUUUGUAAUAGGAGGUAUAUGCAGCAUAUCCGGUUUCAUCCACUCAAUGGAGGGGCUCAUAGAGGCUUUCAAAUAUAACAUAGAAGAGUAGAUGCAAGUCGUCGCUGGAACUAUAGAUGUUAACGGCAAAUCCCCCCAUUUAGUGAAAAAGUGAAAAGUAAAACACACCACUUGUCUGUGCGCGCUGCCCCCUUGCUUAAUUCAUGCGUAAAAGCGCGCACGGAGCACAUGCGGACAUUUUCGCAUUCAUACAGUACUCACAUCAAUUCACACACAUGGUCGGUGGCAGUGAGGGAAUCUGAGGCGUCCACAGCACACUGUAAGGGCAACGAAAAAAUAUGUUAAGGAAAGUACACACACAUGUUUUCCAGUGGAGUAAACGUUUACAACAUUGACCUUAAACUAAAAUUGCAAAAUGGGGGGCAGCUUUGCCUCUUCGUCGCUCUUGUGGUGCUUCCCCACACGAGACUUCACUUCAUGUAACGCUCUAGUUUGUGAUGGACCGACACGAUUUACUGACGAUUAUUUUAAAAGGGCAAAUACAAAAAAAAAAGAAAGAGAAAUUUCUUCUGUGGGUAAUUUGCAAUAUGAAUCAAUAUGUGAAUGUGGCGCUGAACCAAGAAAAAGCCUGACAAAAAAUAACACAAUGGCAAUAACCAAUAGAAAGACAUGGAUGCAUUUAGGAAUAUUUAAAAGAAUACCAACGUUUUUGUUAGAAAAAUUAGAAAAUUGGACCUAACCCGAUAGAUUUAAAAAAUACUGGUAAUGCAAACUAUCAGACAGUACACAGCAGCUAUACAAACUAUGCAUUGAAUGUAUGAUAUUUCAGACACACAAUGAAACUGGGAAGUGGGAAAAAAAAAAGAAAACCGCGCGGACGUGUCAAUGCUUAGGCCUUUUUUUCUUUUUUUUUAAAAAAAUGACAUUUAUUUUAUUGAACUUUUCAAUCGGCAAAACAGAAUUCACUCCCACAUACAGGCUAAAAUUAUAGCCGCAUGUGGACCCCUAAAAUGAAGCUAAAUUGCACUCAAUUUCAACACAUAAAAUAAUAAUAAUAACACACACAAGCGGCCUGUGUUUGAAAUUCGGUGUCUGGAAAUCUAAAGAAAAAAAGAGAGAUCAUUAAAGAGGAAAAUGUGCAUACAGACAUUUUUCAUUCUGUGCAAUCCAAUGGGUCCUGUGGAAAUGUUAUAAAACCGUAUGUGUAGUGUGUUAUUGUGGUUUCAAAAAGAUGGAAUGUAUAUCUCAAAGUCGUUAUCAUAUAUCGUGAAAUUAAUAUUAAAGAAUAAAGAACUACGUGAAAUUAUAUUGUAAAAAUGUGUGUGGUUUUAUGUAAAACGAAAAACGGUCAGAACAUGUAUUUUUUUUUUCUCUAUAAUAAAAGAUAGAAAAUGA